Molecule: messenger RNA, 972 nt
Organism: Kwoniella mangroviensis CBS 8507
Lineage: Eukaryota; Fungi; Basidiomycota; Tremellomycetes; Tremellales; Cryptococcaceae
Exons: 4
Coding region: 1-972 (323 amino acids)
Cellular component (GO): fungal-type vacuole; plasma membrane
Source: RefSeq, a predicted model, not a curated record
AUGUCAUACGACGAUCUGGGGUUGACCCACCAACUAAUGGACAGAGCCAAGAAUCACCUAUCGCGCGUUUCACCAUAUGGCUAUACACCCGAGAAAUCAGCUGGGAUUGCGUACAUAGUCGUGUUUGCUGUGCUGGCACUGGUUCAUAUUGGUCUAGGGAUCAGAUACAAAUAUUGGCUGGUGUUUGUGACGCUAAUACCGGGGACAUUCUUGGAAGUCAUAGGAUGGGCAGGUAGAUUAUGGUCGGCUUAUAAUGUAUUGAGAGUCACCCCUUUCUUGAUGCAGAUUGCUUCCCUCAUUAUUGGUCCAGCCUUCUACUCCGCUUGGGCUUACACCAUUCUUGGAUACUGCAUCACCCAGCUAGGUCAUGCCUACUCGCUUCUUAGACCAAGAAUGUACCUGGCCGUGUUCGUUACUGCGGACGUUAUCUCUUUGAUUGUCCAAGCUAUAGGUGGUGGCCAAGCCGCUGUAGCCGCUCAGAACGGUACGGAUACUGAUAAAGCUACGAAAAUCAUGCUGGCUGGUAUCUUAUUUCAACUCGGUACAAUGGCAAUUUUCGUUGCAUUAGCCAGUGAUUUUAUCAUCCGAGUUGUAUUCCGCAAGCCAUAUUCGCACCUCAAACGCAAAUACCACAAUGACCCAACUCCCAACGGAGAACCGAAAUCAUCGGAAGGAAAUGCUUCACCACCUCCACAAGCUCUUCCUGAUGACAUGGGAGGAACAGUGCGAACGGAUGAGGUUAAAAGAGGUGAAAGAUUAUUAGCGGGAGUCGCAUUCGCUUCAGCUAUGAUCUUCGUAAGAGGUAUUUAUAGAUCGAUCGAGUUGGCCCAAGGAUGGUCAGGAUACCUCAUCACCCACGAGCCAUAUUUCAUCUAUCUGGAUGGUCUACCCAUGGUAUUGUGUCUGGUCGCAUUUGCGGUCGCUCAUCCCGGAUGGCUUUUACCCAGACGAAGGGGGUGGUUGAGAGCGUGA